AUGAAGUUUCCCCUUCUGUCACCAUUCAAAGCUUCGUCGUCCUACACAUCUUCAUCCCCUCCCGCCCCUACAUUUGAGCGCGCACGCAAGUAUCGUCCACCGCCCACGUCGUUUCACUCAUCAGUUCAAGUCAUCGACGAAGAGUUCGGUACCCCUCGUACAAGUACCCAGGUCAAGCAGGCAUACCUCGAAUCGCACCCCAACUCAGCUGCUGAGAGCAGUAGCAUUCACUCCGAGACCUCAUCCACUCAUCACACGAAGCAAUCUGUCGAAUUCGACAGCGCUGCUCCCACUCCUUCUCUCAUCCGAUCCUCCAUCAGCUCGCCUCGCCGUCCUGUAUUAUCUCUUUGCCCAUCUUUUCAAUCUCCUUCUGCAUUCACCAUGCCCGACGAAGUCCGCACUUCCGCCGACCACAUUCGUCCUUCCCAUGGUCGAGGAACAGCCGCCGAGAAGGGCAAUGCUCUGCGUGCUGCUGCCGAUCGUGACGUCGGCUACACCCCGCAUGCCGACAAUCACAAGAGCUCGAGACGAUCCUCGCGCCGCGUCAGCGCCCAUCCCUCGCCUCGUACGUCAGAACGAGAUCUCGACAACGAUGACCACCACGCCCAACGAGCAUCGCGUCGCUCCUCCAAGCGCUACGCAGCCCUAAACGAACCUGCAGCUCGACGCAGCAGCGUGCCUGUCAGCGAAAAGCAAAGCUCUGGCUCAGCUGCUGCGCAGGGUGCCGCCUACCGUAGAGGCGAGCAUCCCACCUUGCCGUCCGCCGAGGAGACCCGAGAGGCUCGCGAGCGUCAUCUGCGAGCAGCCUACGGAGAGACACCCAGGCUGGGCAAGGGCUCGCCCAACAAGCCUCCUGUCUAUCCCAUGACAGGUAUCGACAACUUGGCGCUCUUAAUGGAGGAUGACUCGUACACCACCUCGUGCUUCUCCAUCUACAUGUUCAGGUCAGUGCUCGAUCUCGAGACCGUCGACAACUUCUUCGAGGUGCUUGCAGAGACCUAUCCCAAGUACCGUUACGUUGUUGACCUUGACCCCAAACUCUCCAAGAAGCUCGAAAAGGAGACAUUGCGCGCUCCACCUGGUACACCGUCUCCUCGCCGCGAGUUUGACGCAGGACGCCGCACCAACUACGCCAAGGGACUCAAAGCUGGCUCUCUUUUCCGUCCCGCACGAUGGCGCUACGUUCCUGAUUUCGAAAUCAAGGACAACAUCGAGCACGUGGCCCAGUGCCCCGACGGUGGUGAUGACAAGGCUCUCAACAAGCUCGCUGGUCAGUUCCUCGGUCGUCACUUUGACUACUCGAAACCCAUCUGGGAGGCUCUGGUGGUCAACGGUCUCAACACUUCCGACGGCGGUCGCAGUGCUCUCAUGAUCAAGAUCCACCACUGUUUCUCCGACGGUCAAGGAAUGAUCCAGAGCUACCACGCUGCACUUGGUGCGCUUGCACAAGGCAUCGGCAUCCGAGAUAUUCAGAAGAAGGUUGACAGCAACACUUCCGAAAACAAGAGGCCCGGUCAGCGAGAGGACAGACCUAGCAUGUGGGGAACCAUUCAACACGCUGGCCACCUAGUCCGAGGUCUCUACUUCCGCAAGCGCAAGUCGUUCCUCUACCAGACCAAGCGUAAGCGGGUUGCAGACAGACUUUACUGCCACAGCGAAGGUAUCGAUAUGAAUGAUAUCAAGAUGAUUCGCAAGGCCUAUGGCACUCCCACUUUCAACCUCACUCUGAACGAUGUCGCUCUCGCCAUUCUCGCACGCGCCCUUCGCAUCGCUUCGGAGCGUGUUGAUCCCAGCCGAAGGCACAAGGAUAAGCGAGUCGCCAUCUUUGUGCCCAUCUCGGUUCGACCCAAGGGAGACUGGUCGCUCAGCAAUGCCACCACGGGUUCGAUCGCUUGGCUUCGCUUCGAAAAGGAAGACAAGCCCAACUUUGAAGAGCAGCUGGCCCAGGUGCAUCGCGAAAUGGGUCGUGUCAAGCGCUCGUACGGUCCCAAGAUCCUGUUCAAGACCUUUGACAUUUUUGCCAAGCGACGCAUCACUUUCCUGCCCAACUAUCCUGGUCUGCGCCAGAUCUACUAUCGAGCCUUCCGCGAGUACCAUGUUGCUACCAACGUGCCUGGUCCUCCCAAGCCUGUCAAAUUCGGCGAACACGAGGCGUACAGCUAUCACGUGCUGCCGCCCUCGAGUCCCGGUAAGUCGACCAUGGCCAUCGGGAUGAUCUCAUACGCCAACGAUUUCUCGCUCGCCGUGUCGUGUGACGACGUGCCAGAGUUCGAGCAUCUCGCCGAAGAGAUCUGCACGGCCUUCCAAGAUGCUGCUGCUCAGAUUAUCGAGGCUGCGAACGAAAAACUCGCCAGCAACAAGCAGGCAACGCUUAGCAAGGCGCAAUGA
This is a messenger RNA of Mycosarcoma maydis (corn smut), 2388 nucleotides long. RefSeq lists its product as uncharacterized. Bases 1 to 2388 code for a protein of 795 amino acids. Gene Ontology annotation, molecular function: diacylglycerol O-acyltransferase activity; long-chain-alcohol O-fatty-acyltransferase activity. The record is from RefSeq and is a predicted model, not a curated record. NCBI's taxonomy places the organism in Eukaryota, Fungi, Basidiomycota, Ustilaginomycetes, Ustilaginales. Gene Ontology annotation, cellular component: plasma membrane. The transcript has a single exon. Gene Ontology annotation, biological process: triglyceride biosynthetic process.